AUGGUGGCCUCAUCUUUCACUUCUACGAUGCGAGCGGCGGUGUGCUGGACGAGUCUGGCAAUGCUCCGCGAAUGUGGAGCAACGUGCACGCCUUCCGGGAGCACGCUCUGCAUGAAGGUAAACAUCUUCGCCGGGGAGGCCGGGUACUACGAGUUCGCUGGGUACACAGGCCCCUCCCCCGACAUUGAGGUGCGCAUUGGGCAGACCUACACGUUCGACCAGACGGACCCAAGCAAUUGGUACCAUGCGGUAGGCUUCGCUUACUACCCUGACGGAGCCCAUGGGGAGACGUGGGGAGCUGACGAGCGCGAUGAGGUCGAGGGCAUGGGUGAGUUGCUGUACAAGAUCAACGGCGCCGCAACGACUUGUCCAGAUGCGGGCGACACGGGCUUGGAUUGCUAUGAGCCGGAGUUCUUCUACCCCCGCGGAGACUGGAUGGCGAAGAACUACACAGCUGAGCUGACGAUCACGCAGGCCAUGGCAGAUCGAUCCCAUGGCGGAGUGAUCUACUACUUCUGCCACAUCCACUCCAAGAUGAGCGGCAGGAUCAUCAUCAGGAACGCGGACGGCUCGAACGUGACUCAGGCGAACGGGCAGCCGCUGACAAGUCCGCAGGAGCUCAGCCUCGACUCCGUGCCCACCAUGGAUGCUUUUGAUACAAAGUGCGGCACUACCGGUGCAAGUGCCUAUGCGGAUGGUGGUCAGAUGGAGUGCGCGACGAAAUUCUUACCCGGGACUCACGACACAGACUUUGAGGAGUGCAUGCAGGCAAUCGAUUGCAUGAUGAACAAGGAGAUGCGCGUCGUGGGCUUUGACAGCCACCAGAGUCCCAUUGUCACGUUCAUGCAGCAGAUGAUUCCUCACCAUGCGAACGCCGUGAACAUGGCCAAGAUUGUACUGAAGCAUGCCCCGGCCGAGGUGGCUGCCGUGGAGGACUUGGAGGACAUCAUGUGGAGCAUGGUCAACACCCAAAACUUCCAGAUCCAUGCAAUGCGCAACUACCUCGCGAGCCAUACCAGCUAUGGCCAAACGACUCAUGACGGGGUCCCCUUGAUGGCCACCUCUGUGGGUGAGCACUGCGACUCCACCCUUGAUGUGGAUGUGGUGAUCGCGCCGCAGUCUCCGAGCUCCAGCCCAACGGCAGCUGUGACAGGCUGCACGCCCUCGGAAACCAUGCUUUGCAUGAAGGUGAACCUGCUCGCCGGGGAGACCGGGUACUACGAGUUCGCUGGGUACACAGGCCCCUCCCCCGACAUUGAGGUGCGCAUUGGGCAGACCUACACGUUCGACCAGACGGACCCAAGCAAUUGGUACCAUGCGGUAGGCUUCGCUUACUACCCUGACGGAGCCCAUGGGGAGACGUGGGGAGCUGACGAGCGCGAUGAGGUCGAGGGCAUGGGUGAGUUGCUGUACAAGAUCAACGGCGCCGCAACGACUUGUCCAGAUGCGGGCGACACGGGCUUGGAUUGCUAUGAGCCGGAGUUCUUCUACCCCCGCGGAGACUGGAUAGCGAAGAACUACACAGCUGAGCUGACGAUCACGCAGGCCAUGGCAGAUCGAUCCCAUGGCGGAGUGAUCUACUACUUCUGCCACAUCCACUCCAAGAUGAGCGGCAGGAUCAUCAUCAGGAACGCGGACGGGUCCAACGUGACUCAGGCGAACGGGCAGCCGCUGACAACUCCGCAGGAGCUGCCACUCUAUGCCCCAGCAACGCUGAGCGGCGUGGACCAGGCCUGUGGCACCUUCGAUGUCGCGCCCUUUGCUGGCGGCGGCGCAAGGCAAUGCAAUGAGCGCUUCUUAUGUGGAAAUCUGGACACGACCUUUGAGAAGUGUAUGCAAGCCAUUGACUGCAAAAUGAAGGAGGAGAUGUUGAGCUACACCACUAUGGACAGCCAGAACAAGGUCGCAGUGUUUAUGCAGCAAAUGAUCCCUCAUCAUGCCAACGCUGUGAACAUGGCAAAGAUUGUGCUUGCGCACGUGGAUGCAGCGGCCAUUGACUCGGCCAUCGAAGAGGGCGGCUUCUCCGACAUGUUGAGCGACAUCAUCAAUGGGCAGAACUUUCAAAUUCACCAGUUCCGGAACCAUCUUGCCAGCAUUGGAAUGCUGCCCGCCACCACGAUGACGACCACGACAACCACCACGACAGCGGUUGAAGAGUUCCCUACCAGUGGGCAGCAACGAUUCUAG
Symbiodinium natans is the source of this 2187-nucleotide messenger RNA. The record is from the annotation of a GenBank genome assembly. Lineage: Eukaryota; Dinophyceae; Suessiales; Symbiodiniaceae.